AUGGCUUUUCAGCGCAGGACAUUCAAACGGCCGCCUCACAGUCUUCAGCCAAUCAGGACUGCGAGAAUUCUCUAUAAAAGGCCAGUGGCCGGGCACCGCGUCUUCAUUUUCGUCUGACUGCCUGAGGUUGAGGAAUGGCUCGCACCAAGCAGACAGCUCGCAAGUCCACUGGCGGGAAGGCGCCCCGCAAACAGCUGGCCACCAAGGCUGCCCGCAAGAGUGCUCCGGCCACCGGCGGCGUCAAGAAGCCCCACCGCUACCGCCCCGGGACCGUCGCCUUGAGGGAGAUCCGGCGCUACCAGAAGUCCACCGAGCUCCUGAUCCGAAAGCUGCCUUUUCAGCGCCUCGUGAGGGAGAUCGCCCAGGACUUCAAGUCCGACCUGCGCUUCCAGAGCUCCGCCGUCAUGGCCUUGCAGGAGGCCAGCGAGGCUUACCUCGUGGGGCUCUUCGAGGACACCAACCUCUGCGCCAUCCACGCCAAAAGGGUCACCAUCAUGCCCAAGGACAUCCAGCUGGCCAGGCGCAUCCGCGGCGAGAGGGCUUAAGUACCCUGAUAUGAAAGUAGGGGCUCCUACAUUGAAACAGCAACACAAAGGCUCUUUUAAGAGCCACCACAUUAUCUUAAAAAGUGCUCUUUCACGUUUUCUGAUACAGUAUACAGGUAUUAAGUA
Pogona vitticeps (central bearded dragon) is the source of this 671-nucleotide messenger RNA. Its product is annotated as histone H3. Gene Ontology annotation, cellular component: nucleosome. The record is from RefSeq and is a predicted model, not a curated record. Lineage: Eukaryota; Metazoa; Chordata; Lepidosauria; Squamata; Agamidae. Gene Ontology annotation, molecular function: structural constituent of chromatin; DNA binding; protein heterodimerization activity.